AUGCUCCCUCUGCCAGGUGCUCCUUCAUCGUCCUGGGCUCUAUUUCGCCAAAGACUGGCGACCAUGUUUGAGGGCGUCGACAAACGUGUCGUUGGCUCAUUCUGGUUGUUCGGCCUCAUCAACAAUGUCCUAUAUGUGAUAAUUCUGUCCAGUGCACUUGAUCUCGUCGGUCCCGCUGUGCCAAAGUCGCUCGUCUUGCUCUUCGAUGUCGUCCCCUCUUUCCUGGUCAAGCUGACCGCUCCCUACUACAUCCAUCUUGUCCCCUACAACUUGCGCAUCCUAGCAUUCGUCGCCCUCUCUUCAUGUGGCAUGUUGCUUGUUGCUUUGAGUCCAUCUUCGACCGACCCCAACGCGAACAAUGGCUCUAUCUCUUUCAAGAUGCUAGGAGUGAUACUGGCUUCCAUAAGCAGCGGAGGAGGUGAACUCAGCUUCCUAGGUCUUACCCACUUCUACGGACCUUUCAGUCUGGCUGCUUGGGGCUCAGGAACUGGCGGUGCAGGCUUGAUCGGCUCUGGUGCAUACGUCUUGGCUACCACUGCCAUAGGCCUCAGCGUUCGGACUAGCUUGCUCGUCUUUUCCUUCCUACCUGUCAUCAUGUUGUUCAGCUUCUUCAUUCUACUGCCAGCCAAGCCCGAAAGUCACUCGUAUAUCGCAGCGGCCCAGGACGAUGUAGACCCCGACACCGAGUCACUUUUGAAUGACGCCGUCGAUGAGAAUCGUCUGCCUCCUUCUCCCAAACUCAGCCAGGGAUCUCAACCCAACGAGACAUGGCGCAACCUCAAAACUAAUUUCUUGCGAGCCAGGAGUCUCUUUUUCCCAUACAUGCUGCCUUUGCUCCUUGUAUAUGUGGCCGAGUAUACCAUCAACCAAGGUGUGGCGCCUACACUGCUGUUUCCCCUUGACCAGACACCCUUCGAACAUUAUCGCUCCUUUUACCCAACCUACAAUGCCAUCUAUCAACUAGGCGUUUUCAUAUCGCGAUCUUCGUUGCCAUUCGUUCGGAUCCAUGCGCUGUACCUCCCUUCGCUUCUGCAGUGUCUUAAUCUGGUGAUCCUGGCAGUUCACGCCAUGUUCCCCUUUCUACCCAACAUAUGGUUCGUGUUUGCAAUCACAUUCUGGGAAGGAUUGCUCGGAGGAAUCGUCUAUGUAAGCACAUUCCGCAGAAUUGGAGAGGAAGUAGCAGAGCACGACAGAGAAUUCAGUCUUGGUGCAACGUCAGUGUCAGACUCGGGUGGAAUUUGUAUCGCAGGCUUCUUAGGUAUGGCAGUCGAAACAGGGUUGUGCGGAUGGCAAGUGGCGCAUGGGAGAGACUGGUGUACAAGACUGUGA
This is a messenger RNA of Aureobasidium melanogenum CBS 110374, 1329 nucleotides long. Its product is annotated as protein btn1. Gene Ontology annotation, biological process: regulation of intracellular pH. Gene Ontology annotation, cellular component: membrane; vacuole. The transcript has 3 exons. Lineage: Eukaryota; Fungi; Ascomycota; Dothideomycetes; Dothideales; Saccotheciaceae. The record is from RefSeq and is a predicted model, not a curated record. The coding region runs from base 1 to 1329 and encodes 442 amino acids.